Acytostelium subglobosum LB1 is the source of this 738-nucleotide messenger RNA. RefSeq lists its product as hypothetical. Gene Ontology annotation, molecular function: 3'-5'-RNA exonuclease activity; nucleic acid binding. The record is from RefSeq and is a predicted model, not a curated record. Gene Ontology annotation, biological process: exonucleolytic trimming to generate mature 3'-end of 5.8S rRNA from tricistronic rRNA transcript (SSU-rRNA, 5.8S rRNA, LSU-rRNA). NCBI's taxonomy places the organism in Eukaryota, Evosea, Eumycetozoa, Acytosteliales, Acytosteliaceae. The transcript has a single exon. Bases 1 to 738 code for a protein of 245 amino acids.
AUGAGCAGUCCAUAUCAAUACGUUAAACCUCAAGCACAAGCACAAGUACAACCUCAAGUACAACCUAAACAACAACAACAACAAAACUUUAAAUAUAUAGUUGUUCUGGACUUUGAAGCAACAUGUCAAGAGGGUCCAAGAAUUGAGAAGCAAGAGAUAAUAGAGUUCCCAUCACUGUUGGUAGAUCUGGAAAAGAGACAAGUGGUCGAUACAUUCCGCGAGUAUGUCAGACCUGUACAUAAUCCAAAGUUGACACCUUUCUGCACCGAGCUGACGGGUAUCCAGCAAGAGUGGGUGGACGCUGCCGACACGUUCCCCACAGUGGUCGAGCGCCAUCGCCUGUGGCUGGUGAAGAAUGGCCUGAUCGAUCCACACACAUACCAGAAGGUGCCUGGCAAGGAGUUCACAUUCCUCACCUGUGGUGACUGGGACCUCAACAUGAUGCUGCCAACACAAUACAAGUAUAUGGACGAGUCUCAAGGUCGCUACUACUCAUGGCCAUCAUACUUCCAGGAUUGGAUCAAUGUUAAGAGAUCAUUCGAGUCACAUACUGGCCAGGCGGGACGCGGCAUGACCGACAUGCUGAGUAAGAUGCAUCUGGAGCUUCAAGGACGUCAUCAUAGUGGACUGGAUGAUUGUACCAACAUCGCAGCCAUCGUUAUCAAGUUGCUAAAUGGUGGAUUCGUGUUUGUUAACACCAACUCAAGGGCACCAAAGUUGAGAGGUUACCAAAAGUAA